AUGGCGGCGAGGUCUCUUCUCCGGCGAACGUCCACGCUUUCCUCCUCCGUCCUCGGGGGGCUCAGAGAGGUCUGCGCGGCGGCCUCCCCCUCCGCCAGGGGCCCGCUCCUCCAGCAGACGCAGGGCCACUCCACGGCGACGGCGGCGGCGGCGUCCCCCGGGGAGAAAUCUUCCAACCUGAAGACGUUCCAGAUCUACCGGUGGAGCCCCGAGGGAGGGGGGAAGCCCCGCCUGGAGGAGUUCCAGGUUGACCUCAACGACUGCGGGCCGAUGGUGCUGGACGCCCUCAUCAAGAUCAAGAACGAGGUGGACCCGACGCUCACCUUCCGCCGCUCCUGCCGCGAGGGCAUCUGCGGAUCCUGCGCCAUGAACAUCGACGGCGACAACGGGCUCGCCUGCCUGACGAAGAUCAAGAAGGACCAGGGGGGGGCGAUGAUGAUCACGCCGCUGCCGCAUAUGUUCGUGAUGAAGGAUCUGGUGGUCGACAUGACCAACUUCUACGCGCAGUAUAAGAGCGUGGAGCCGUGGCUGAAGAGAAAGGAUCCGGCGCCGGCGGAUGGGAAGGAGAUCAAGCAGAGCAAGAAAGAUCGGGCCAAACUGGACGGGAUGUACGAGUGCAUCCUCUGCGCCUGCUGCAGCACUUCCUGCCCUAGCUACUGGUGGAAUCCUGAGCUCUACCUCGGCCCCGCCGCCCUCCUCCACGCCCACCGGUGCGCAUUUUCGGGAUUCCUUUCCUGCUUUUGGGGGAUCUAUCGUUCUAUUCGUUUUACUUGCUCCUCCAUCCUUGUCGUAAAUAGUUGACAUUUGGUCUUUCCCUGUCGAUCUAAGCGAUUGCUGUUCUUUUGGUGAUGAUCAUCUUAUGCUUUCUCUGUUUUCCCGUGAUUAUCACACGUUGCGUUUUCACAUUUGGAAAUAGUUUAGCGCCUAUUCCAAAGGGCAGUUUUGGAUAAUACUCCUGCUGAGUUGAGCAGCUUGCUCAUCUUUUAUAAUGCCAUUGUUUUUGCUUCCCCUUCCGUGAGAAGGGAUGAUGGUUGGGGGGCCUAGUACAUGCUAGGUUGUGGACGCUGUCUAGUCUGCGCCAUAGUUAUCUUGUAUUAGAUGUGAUGAGCCGCUCCGACUUCCUGGGAAGUCGUAUGUUCCCUUUGUCGCUUGAGUUCAUGCCAUAUACGUCUGGCUGAUAGAGAAAGAAGUUAUAGCCUCAUGGUCAGAAAUGGAGAUGCAUCAUUUGGUAUCUCAUUUUAAGAUUAGUUGAAGAGGAGAAGAUGGCGGACUUCAAAGGGCAUGAGCAUUUUAUCGACUGGUUAGAAACAUUAAUGCAGCAUCCGAAGUACAGGUCGUUGAUGUGUUCGAUUUCCGUGGCUGCGAAAUAGGCAGAAAAAUAUUUAGGAUUAAGGGAACAGCGGGCAUCCAACUUAAGAGGUUUAAUGGGUUUGCGAGUUUCUUGUGUGAAUCUGCCCGAAACAUUUUACUAGUGGAGUUCUGGUGGAAUUAUCCUGAAAAGGAAACUGUUAUAGUACUCUCAGGGACUGCCUUGGAACGACUAGUUCUGGAAGCGCCAAGAUCGUCUUUUGAUCAAAUGAGAUCGCCCCAGUAAAGAUGAGAAUUCAUCAUUAUGAACCUUCUUUGGUACUCGUCCGGGAAUAUAUUUUCUUCUUACAAGGUCUUCAUCUUGCACAACGGCAAGCAAGUUUAUGCGGAACAUAUGUUGAGUACUGAUUAAAUUAACACUAUUGGCUUCUGUGGGAUUCGGGGACGACAAUUAUUCUUUGAUGAUAUUCUCGAUAUAGCUCCUCGGAGUCUCUUGGAAAUCGGUCAUUUUAUUUCCUCCAAAGUGCUAAUUAGUUCUGAUUACUGACGAUGCUUUGAGAUUUCCUUUCUCUCUUACAUCGCCUUCUCCCUUGCUGUCGUCAUUCUAUGCCCUUUUUUUUACCACUCUUCGUUUGCUGAAAUCUACAUUCCGUUUCACCAAUGUUCAAACUUCCUUUUUUUUUUUUUUCACCUGUCUUUUGCCUCCUGCAAGAGGGCUCAACAUGUAGGACUCUUUUCUUCAUCUGUGAUCUAUGACCAUGUAGCAUUUUUGUGUUUCAUUGUCUUGAAAUAUGAGUCAGACCCAUGAUCCCUCUUUUGGUCUUAGUAUUUUAAAAAAAUGCCCUUUGACUAUUUUGAUCUCAUUAUUUUAUCUCUCUUUCACCACGCUCCGACAAGACGAACUUUAUGCCAUAUUUAUUCUUCAAAUGAAUUUUUUGGAAGUGAAGGGUCUCUAUUAAGAUGCACAUCCCGUGGUUAUUCAACCCAAAUGUUUGUUUAAUCUUUCUGGUGAAUAAAUGCCAAAACCAUACUCUAAUAAUCAUUUCGCAUCAACUUUUUUGGGUUAUGUGGUGGGUGAUCCGAUCCCAAUGCACAUCUCUGGAUUAUUCAUACCACAGAGAAUUUUACUUCAACCAUGUUCUAAUCAUCCUUCUCAUCUUCUCUCAACCCCAAAUGGUAGAACCAUAUUUUUCAUUUUUAAUCUUAUGUUUUAAGUUUUUUGAUUUCGUUUCCUUUUGUUCUUACAGAUGGAUCGCAGACAGCCGAGACCAGUACACAAAGGAGCGGCUGGAGGCGGUGUGCGACGAGUUCAAGCUCUACCGCUGCCACACGAUCAUGAACUGCACCGCGGCCUGUCCCAAGGGCCUGAACCCCGGGAUGGAGAUCAUCCACAUCAAGAACCUCCAGCUCCAGAAGCCCUUUCUGUGA
This is a messenger RNA of Spirodela intermedia, 2736 nucleotides long. Lineage: Eukaryota; Viridiplantae; Streptophyta; Magnoliopsida; Alismatales; Araceae. The record is from the annotation of a GenBank genome assembly.